Molecule: messenger RNA, 3093 nt
Organism: Aureococcus anophagefferens
Lineage: Eukaryota; Pelagophyceae; Pelagomonadales; Pelagomonadaceae
Exons: 2
Coding region: 1-3093 (1030 amino acids)
Source: RefSeq, a predicted model, not a curated record
AUGGUCGCCGCCGCGGCCCUGCUGGCCCUGGCGUCGCUCGCCGGGGCCGCGCCGACCUACGUGACCAUCCCGCCGCAGCGCUGCGGCCUGCAGAACGUGCCGCACGAUCCGGGCCGGUCGACGCGCAUCGCCGUGGCCCUCUUCGGCCUCGUGCGCCACAACUGCACCAUGGCCAACUUCGAGCGGUUCCUCGUCGCGCCGCUCCUCGCGCACCGGGGCCACCAGUACACGAUGGACGUCUUCCUCCACGCCAACGUCGUCGCGAAGAUCACGAACGCGCGGACGAACGAGGACCACGAGGUCCUGCCGGGCUACGUCGACUGGGCGCGCUUCGCGCCGUGCCGCUACACGCUCGAGGACCAGGACGUGCUCGACAUCAAGCUCGCGCGGCUGCGGCGGCGCGUCGUCGAGCACGGCAAGGACUUUUACGGCGACAACGGCGACUCGAUCAAGAACCUGCUCCGCGCGCUCUACUCGCUCAAGCAGUCCGCGCACCUCGUCGAGGCGCGCGAGCUCGAGCUCCAGCGGCGCUACCACACGGUCGUGUCCGUGCGCGUCGACACGAUCUUCACGCGCGAGGUGCCCGGCGCCAUCUACGAGUACGUGCGCCGGAGCCCCGUCGCGAAGCUCUUCAUCCCGCACUUCGGGUGCUCGAUCAACGGCGACCUGCUCAUGAACGACCGCUUCGCCAUGGGCCAGCGCGACGCCAUGGUCGACGCCUACCUCACGCGCGUCGACACCAUCGCCAACUACUCCGGCGCGACGGACGGCAGCCGCCACGGCGGCCUCACGGGCGAGCGGCACCUCCUCAACACGCUCCAGAUCCACAACGUCGCCGUCGCGCGCAUGUACGAGUUCUGCCUGCGGCGCGUCCGCGCGGGCGGCCGCAUCUGGCUCAAGCUCUUCCAGCCCCUCGACGACCACCAGUGCCCCCUCGAGCUCGUCGACCACUGCGGCCAGGAGUGCAUGCGCGACCAGCCGCGCUGCGACGUCGGCGUCGGCUGCUACCAGCGCGGCGUCCACCGCCAGUCGCGCCUCUUCGACGGCACGGACUGGUGCAACAACCCGCGCAAGGACUACGCCUGCAAGUACGACUUCAAGAAGCUCGGCUUCCUCUCCUUCUCCAAGGAGUACCGGCCCUACACGGACUUCAUGUACGACCGUAAAAACCGACGAUCUAGCGCGCCGCGACGUUUAGAGCUGCCCCGCCAGCCAAUUAUGGUCAACACGCCGCGCCAGAAGGCCUACGCCAUGGGGGGCAAGCGGCAUUCGCACGACCACGAGGGCAUCGGCGUGCAGCAGUCGAGCGUCGGCGCCCUCAUCGGCAAGAGCGACGCGGCGAUGAAGAAGCGCCUGGGCAUCAGCGACGCCGACGAGGCGCGCCGGACCGUCGAGACUUUGGCGGCCUGCGGCGGCGUGAGCGCGCUCGCGGCGGCCUGCGGGUCGAGCGUCGGCGACUUUGGGUCCGGCCUCUGGACGGGCGACGACGUCGCGCGCGCGUGCGGCGCCGUGCUGGAAGCGAACGGCAGGGCCGCGCCGAGCCGCGGCGCGCUCGAGUUCCUCUUCCGGGCCGCGCGCACGGGCGGCGCCCACGCCGGGUCCCGCGCCGCGGCGACGCCCCUCGACGGCCUCGUGCUGGCCCGGGCCUUCCGGGCCGCGGCCGCGCCGGCCGUCGUCCGCGCGCUCGAAAACGCGUUCGACGCGAAGUUCCCGGGCGGCGCCGCGCCGGCGCCGGCGCUCGGCGCCCUCGUCAACGGCGCCAUGCCGCCGGCGUUCCUCGACUGCUUCCGCGUCGAGGGCGGCGCCGUGUCGCGCGAGGCCUGGGUCGACGGCCACGUGGACCACUGCCGGGGCGUCCGCGGCUUCCCGGACGCGCCCGGCGACUACGACGAGCUGCUCGCGGCCGCGUGGCACGCGGCGCCGCCGCCGCCGCCGCGCGCCGUAGUCAAGGGCCCGGCGGGCACGUCCCUCGCCGCGGCGCUCGGCGCCGCGCGGCCCGCCGCGGCCGGGGGCCCGAAGCCGCUCUCGGCCGCGGUCCGCGACGCCAAAGCCGCCAGGGACGGCCUCGAGCCCCGCGGCGCCGCGGCCCACGUCGCCGCCGGCGCGCCGCCCCACACGUCCCUCAAGCGGAACGUCGUCCUCUUCUCCGCCGUACCAGGCGCGAGCGUCAAAGACGCGCUCGCGCCGCCCGACGACGCGUCUGGGAGGGCGCCGCCGCGGCCGCGCGCGCGCGCGCUCGCCGUCGACGUCGAGGUGACUUUGGACGCCAUGCGCCUGGCGCUGACGCAGGGCACCGUCGAGUCGGGCCUGGCGGUCUUGGCGGCCCUCAAGCGCCGCUGCGCGGCGCAUGCCCGGGGGCUCGCGCUCGGCGACUUCCGCGCGGCCGUCGCGGCCGUCUUCGCGGGCCGGAGCCGGCCGCCGGACGCGUCGCUCCGCGUCCUCUUCGACGCGCUCUCCGCGGCGCCGCCGGGCGCCCACCUCAGCGACGCGCGCGUCGUCGCGCCGGCGGCCCUCGCGGACGCGCUCCGCGCGGACAAGCGGCCCGCGCGGCCGCGCGCGGCGCUCGCGGACGCCGCGCUCGCGGCCCUCGGCGGGCCGGCGAGCGUCGGCGCGCUCCUGGCGAACUACGCGGCGUCGAAGCACCCCCUGGUCCUCGCGCGGGCGCUGCCCGCGCCAAAAGCCGCGGACCUCUUCCGCGAGUCGCUCGCGGCCGCGGCGGCGCUCGACGCGCGCGCGGACGUGUCGCGGCGCGCGUUCCUCGACGCCUGCGCGGACCUGUCCUACUGCUGCGGCGACGGGCCCGACGGCGACGCCAAGUAUGCGUUGCGCCUCGGACCGCCCUGCGGCGCGGCGACGGCGGCCCCGGCGCCGCGACGGCGGCUCGCGGUGUGCGUCACGGGCCGCGACGGCGAACGGUCGAUCGCCUACGUCGACGACGACGGCGACGCGGAUUUCCCGGACGAGCCCUGGACGGAGGCGCGCCUCUUCCAGGCGCUGGGCGCGCGGCUGUGUGGAUUCCAACCACUGGUUUGGGUGGUCCUGACCAAACUUGAGAAUUCUCUAGCUCGGUCACAUCGAAGUCGAUUCGGCUGA